UAGAAAUGUACAAAGUAAUAAAUUUUAAUUGUUUCUUACUUUUGGGUAUAUCCAUGUUGAUAGCUCUGACUAAUGCCUCCAAUUAUCUGGCCGAUAAACCUAAUUUCUUAACGCCUUGCGUCCUGGAGGAUCCGCAGUUUGGCAAAUGUCUGUCCAGCAAUUUGCAAAACAUGUUCGUCGAGUGGAGGGAUGGUGUACCCGGCACAAAUACAGUAGGCUCCCUUGAUCCACUUCUCGUGAAGCGUAUCAAGUUCUCGCAGGACACAAACAGCGCCAUUGCGCUCAAUGUGGAUAUGCAGAAUGUUUAUAUCAAAGGCGCUCGACUGCUGACAGUCAAAGAGGCCAGCUACAAUCCCUCUAAGCACGUAGCAGCAGGUAUGGUAUUUCUGCCCAAAUUGCGUUUUGAUUUUGACUACAAGGUGAAAGGUCAAGUGCUGGCCCUACCUCUGAAUGGCCACGGCAACGGUCUCUUCGAGAUAGAAAAUUUGGUUAUCAGAAUGGAAAUGGCUGUCAAGCCGCGCAGCUCUGAUGUAGGAAAUUUCGCCGAUGUGCAACGUGUGAAAAUCUCGAUACCAUCGAUCGGCAAUUUCCGCAUCAAGCUAAACAAUCUAUUCCCCAACAGUCCCGAGCUGAAUGAUGCAGCCCAUACGAUAUUCAAUGAGAAUUGGCGUGAACUCUACGAAGUGCUUCAACCAACAAUUCAACAAACCUUAGAAGCGAUCAUACUGGAUCGUACUAAGAAGAUUUUUAACUAUGUUCCAGCCACCUACUUCAUACAAGAUUUUCACUGAUUCAUAGAUAGAAAUGUUGUCAAAUUUUGAUGGUAAAGUUGAAAUAUAUUCUCUG
Drosophila navojoa is the source of this 846-nucleotide messenger RNA. Its product is annotated as circadian clock-controlled protein daywake. Gene Ontology annotation, biological process: multicellular organismal reproductive process. The record is from RefSeq and is a predicted model, not a curated record. NCBI's taxonomy places the organism in Eukaryota, Metazoa, Arthropoda, Insecta, Diptera, Drosophilidae.